GAAAUCGCCAAGCCUGACCUUUCUGUGGUGCCUGCAUCCUGAGCAGCUCUAGUUACCACGGUAGAGAAAAACUCAAGUUGAUAUCUUGCUACGAUUCAGAUAUUCAAGCCUCGGGCUAAACGUGAAGCUGCAGUGCCUCGGACGGGUGCACGUGGCAGAAUACGUCCCGCAGAGUUCUGUCAAAGGCACGCUGUCACCGUUGAACAUCGUCGAGCGUUCAGUCUGCCUUUCCAUCCCGCCAUCUGACGAGCCUCCUCCAGUAACGAAUAUCUCUAUUUAUACAUAUAUAUCCAGACUGGUCUAAAUAUCUUAUAAUGCUGCUAAUUGGCGUGAUCAUCCAGAGCGCAUUUGCACUCACUGGACUAUUCCUAUAUGCCUUCGUUCCCGGAAGUUCGACAGGAUUCUCAUGGAAAUUAGGAUUACCUUCGAUCUCCAGCCGCGCUGGAAUUGCGAGUGAUGGUGCAUCGUUCUCCGUAUCUGCUACGUCCUCGGAUUUGGCUACCAGAGUCACCACUGCACUCACAGUCUACAACCCUUCGCCUCACUCGAGUCCGAUACCCUCCUUCCAAUUCGGCGUCCAAUGUCCCAGUGGAGUUGCCGAACCCCUACUACCUCCCACUCUCCUUUUGUUCGUAUGUGCAGUGCUGGUCGCUGUCCCCGCAUUGACCGGCCUCUCUUCUCUGACCUUUAUUAUCUUCAAUGCACUGCCUGACUCCGACCGGAGUAAAAUGCCGGAACUGGUCGUUGACCCUGAAGGUUUCCCCCUUGACGUCGAGCUCAAGGCAAAUGGAACGAUGCCUCCUGGACCAUCUAUCUCAGCUGAGCCGUCAGUCAAUGUUGAUCUUGACGACUGCGACGCUCGGAUCACAGGCACCAAUGCAGAUUUAAAGUGGUUCGAAAGCCCAGAGAAGACUUGUGAUGUGGUAUUGGUUCUUUGUACUGAGGCUAUAUAUGAUUCUACUGUCGACACCUCUGUUUCUUCGCUGGAACAGAUCAGAAAUUUUGCUGACGCUGCUGGGACAUCUGGAAUCGAUGCUAGGCGGCUUCCGUCAAUGGACAAGUCCUUAAUGCUGUUGUCUCUAUCUGACACCUUCGUUGUGGAUGAACGACCGACGACAGGUGAUAAUGACAAGGACAAGAAGAACGGCGACGUUCCGAGGUCUCUUUCUGUGAUACUGUCUCCUUCGCCUUCUAUGCAGUUCCUGGGUACAACGGCUGCACAGAGUUCUCUUUCGUCACCUGAAAAGCUGCAUGACUCCCGGUGCCAAUCUGUGACAUCCUCCGUUGAACCUGAGCUAGCAUUUGAAACACUUCCGACACCUCCUGCAUCCGAUAGAACCAGCCGCCUGGCCGCUGUGAAUGCCGCCAAGAAAGGAGGAAACGAACCAACCCCUCGCGAUCAUGAACUCAAGGACAAGACGUUCGCAAUAGUGGCGUGUGCUAGUGACGGCUCUUCUGUUGCUCGUGUUCCGGACGUGCUGUCGAUGGACUCUCAAUGCUCUAUUGGUGUUCCUGUCAGUGGCGAUACGGUCAAAACACUUUCCACGUACAGUGUGUCUGCGCUUCCUAGGCCUAUUGUGACGCCUUCCAUACCUAAGUUUGCUUCUGAGUCUUGCACACUUCAACCUCCGUCAUCGCUUAGAAAUAUCGGUACUGCCGAGCACACCGUGAAGGCUCCUGCAAACGCUGUGGGGAACUCGUCGCCUGAAACACCGUGCGAAAUAGGCACCGUCCCCAAGCAUGUUGUUACUGAGGCAUCUUCCUCAAUUCCUCCAUCAAGAGCGAUCAGUGCUUCCAUCCACGCAUCUCGCUCAGUAUCUGAUACCCUUUGGAAGCGCUUUCCCGUGCUGGAACGGGCCGAUACGGUACCGGAAGGUGUCCCAUGGCACUCUACGCCGGUAACGCGCAACGCGGAAACUGCAGCGCCUUCGCGGUCUGGCCACACAGAGCACAUCCGCUUGAUGAUGGCUGAAUCUCCGAGCCCGCUCCGUGCAACUGAUUUUGCGGCGAAGCCGAUCUCUUCUCCUGCACAACCAACUAGGUCGGUUGCCUCUAUUCACAUGCGGUCGGAGUCUGUCUGCCCUGAAAUCGGCGCAUCGGUUCACGCUCGUUCUUCGGCCCUUCCUCCUGGGAUUGGCACCUUUGUGCCCGCUCGUUCAUCCAACACAUCUUCCCGCACUAGCACUGCGAUCCAUACACAUACCACGACUGCUCCUCCUGACGCCAAUGCAUCCAUCCACGCUCGGGUACAAACUGCUCCCUCUGCUCCCUCAGACCUUGGAGCAUCCACCCACGCCUCUUCACAGGCCGUCCCUUCUGGCACGAAGGGUUCCUUCGCCAGUGCGACCUUGUCAUCUACCGCUCGUAGCACAAGAGAAUCAACACAUGCUCCUGGUCCUACUAAGGCUGCAAACACCUCACGACGCGUCCUGCUACUUCCGGCAUCCGUUAAACCCAUCUUGACGCAUCCGGUGCAAAGUUCGCAUUCAUCGGCGCGUACAAAUUUGGCGAGAUCACAACAUACAUCUAGACCUCCUUUGGUUGCGAAAGCGGAUCCGAAUAACCUGCCUCCCAGAACCCCCGCAUAUGGACUGAAGCGCUCGAUUCAUGCGCCUAAUCCGGACGACGAUAUCGUUCUGCUGGGCGACACGGCCCAAUCGCUUCGCCUGUUGCACACCAAAGUGACUGUCCGGCAGACUAGUCCGGCCAAGCGUUUCGUGGACUUAGCAGACCGGGCGGGCAAGAGGAAUAUCUCGAAGGCAUCCAGAGAUGCUUGUUAAGACUCAGCGGGUGGCGGAGCAACAGACGAUGCGUGAAGCCGCACGGACGCCGCCCGUCAUGGGAGCAUAUUACGGGACUCCAAUUUCCACAUUGCAAUCUGUGAAUCCACUCCCGGCAUGGUAUAGUAGCUUUAUUAAAUAGCGUCUCGUUAAUGUUUGAAUUGUACCACGGGCUUGAUUUGUGGCCAUUGUAACUCAUCACGAGCCGACGUAGUCGAGAAUGGCGAGUACGAUCCAUGUACUGUGUAGUACGUAGCGCUGCUAUGUAAAUUCAUUAGCAGUAAGCCUGU
Laetiporus sulphureus 93-53 is the source of this 3070-nucleotide messenger RNA. RefSeq lists its product as uncharacterized. The record is from RefSeq and is a predicted model, not a curated record. The coding region runs from base 315 to 2780 and encodes 821 amino acids. The transcript has 6 exons. NCBI's taxonomy places the organism in Eukaryota, Fungi, Basidiomycota, Agaricomycetes, Polyporales, Laetiporaceae.